Messenger RNA from Myripristis murdjan (pinecone soldierfish), 2825 nucleotides. Its product is annotated as paralemmin-2-like. The record is from RefSeq and is a predicted model, not a curated record. Gene Ontology annotation, cellular component: membrane. The coding region runs from base 1 to 1461 and encodes 486 amino acids. The transcript is spliced from 7 exons. Lineage: Eukaryota; Metazoa; Chordata; Actinopteri; Holocentriformes; Holocentridae. Gene Ontology annotation, biological process: regulation of cell shape.
AUGGACGAGGCAGAGAAGUACCAACAAAGGCUGCAGGCCAUAGCGGAGAGGCGUCGGCAGCAGGAAGAGGAGGAGAGGCUGAGGAGACAGACAGAAGAGGAGUGGUUGCAGUUGGCGCAGAAAAAGAGGAAGUCCUUGAGGGAUCAGUGGCUCAGUCAGGCAGCACCAGCUCCUGCCUUUCCUUCUCUUGACAGCCUGAGGCCCCAUCCUCUGCCGCAGGACAGAACAAACAAGCACACAGCAGAGGAGCAAAGCAAAAGUCAAAAGACGCCUGAGGAAGAAGUGGGGGAGGCAGCAGAUGUCAGAAAGGAGGAAGACCGAGUCUCCAAAGAAGAAAACAAAGAAUCUGUCAACGGCACAACCCCAGCCAGUGCACAUAACCACCACCAGCCUCAGGCUGGCACUGAAGAGAAAGUCCAAGUGAGCAGAGCAGCUGAGGGUCACUUCUCGGCACAGAUGACACAGAAGAUGUUCCAUGAAAGCAGGCAAGAUGGUCGAUCAGUCCUGGGGAUGGUGGCAGUUCAGGUUGAGAGAGACCCCAAGACAGGCGCCACUGUCAUCAGGUCAGUGGCCCCCAUGUCGGCACCAGAUGGUGCUGCCAUGGCCACUGUGUUCGAUGAUGGCAGGAAGAGUGUCCAUGCUGUUGGUGGAUCAGGAGGUCAACCCUCGGCCGAGGAGCUUGGACAGAUCUUGAGUGUCGUUGAUGGGGUUGGGAUGCAUGUACUGCUCGAUGAGGUCACGGUCACACCAAAUAAGGGCAAGAUAAAGAUAGAGAAUGUGGAAGGCAGCAGAACUUUACAGGAAAAAGAGGGGAAAGUUCUCUCUUAUUCUACCCAUCAUGCAGUGUCACCAGAGAAAACUAAACCCUUGGAAAGCACUGGAGGCAAUAAACCAAAGGCUGAACUGGAGAUUGAGGGCUGCAAUGAAAGUGGGAGAGAGGAGGAUGAACAGGAGGAAGAAAGUGUGGUGGUAGUGAAAGAGGCUGCUGGAAAAGUGGGUAAUAUGGAGGAUCAAGCGGUGGAGUACAAGAUGGAGGAAGGCCCAGUCACCCUCACAUUCCUGGGCUACACAGACGCCACAUCUGGCCAAGGUCAAAGCCAAAGUCUGAGUGUUGGACAAGAGGACCAUGGGGGCUUCCUCACUGUGGAACGAGUGAUCAUCACUGACGAAGGAGAAGAACAGGUAUUAGGUCCUGUGACCUCUGCUUCCUCUCAGUCUCAGUCUAGCAGUGAAGGCCUCAAGGACCCAGCAGUGUCCGGCGGGGACAAGAAUGCAGAUCUUGGAGGAGGGGCACAGAAACCCACCAAGGAGGAAGCGUUUCAGGACAUUCCCCUGGACGGAAACGGAGAAGGAGUAACACUCCAGGGAAAGGACGCUGAUCAUAAUUCAGUGUCACCCAGUAGGUCAGAGGGAGAAGGUACUCCUAAGCGCAAGACCUGUCAGUGCUGCUCUGUCAUGUAAGAAGUUCAUAAAGAGAGUGGCCCUUUCAAUUUAUCAAUAACUAGAUAUUAAUCGUAUUCACUCUUUCUUGGCGUGUGCCUUUCAUUAGGUGCAGUAUGUUUAAUGAUUAGUACAAGUUAAAUGGUCUAAAUAAGCUUAAUCUGAUGGAAGACAUAAGAUGUGCCCCAGGGAACCACAUUGGUGCUACUGUGUGCCCUCGUUAUGGGACUGGGGGCUUUGCCUUGAUGAUCAAAUUGUGUAGUUAUUAUGAAUUCGUUCUCAUGCAUAGUUGUCCCUUAACAUUGCACUUCAUGGUGCCAAAGAAAGAGACUAUUAUUACAGUUUUAGUUCCUCCACAGCAGCUGUUGUCUGAACUGACAGCAGCUCUGUGGGACAAACCACUUCUCCCUCCUGGUGGACAGAAGUGAGAACUGCAACUGCUGACAGAAUGCAGACACUUUUUGUCUGAAAUUCAUCUUUUCCUUUGCCUUGGGACUUGUUUUGUGUCCUGUCAGCCAAAAAGACUCCAUAUGUUUAGCAGCAUUUCCUCUAGGAAUGGAACACAAACCAAAGAUGUUGAGCAGAGGAAACAUGUUUUCUAGUUUAGGACGUACCUUUUUUUUUUUUUUUUUUUUACCUGUACUCUGAUGUGCCUCUUUUGAUUUGAGCUAAAUUUGAAAAUGAAAUUUUAAGGUGCCUUCAGACUAUAAAAACAUUUAGUAAGCAUCAUUUAAAUUUUAAUAAUGGUUUGCCUUACUAUUGCCUUUUAUUGGACCUAUCCGUUCAAGAUGUUUUGUUUAAUUUACUCAAUGUGUAAACAUGGCUAUGACUGUAAUUAAGAUAAGUGGAUGACAACUGGACUACAUGAUUAUGAGACAAAAUAUAUUUGAAUUGUUUCUGUCUAAUUUACAAAUGUCCUCAGAAAUGUGUCAAAUACAGGGCUUGCCAUGUACUAUAAAUAUGACUAUGGGACACUUUAUAUCACAUUAUAUGUAGAGGAGAACCAGUCAUCUCUCCUCUGCACCAGCUUGUCCAUCUACAGCUAAAAACAACACAAGUGCGUGUGUGUGUGUGUGUGUGUGUGUGUGUGUGUGUAAGUGUGUAUAACAUCCCAAUAACAUCAUAAUAGUCUGCUUUAAUGCUACAGCAAGGAAUGCAGGUCACCACUUCACCACUUUGUGUUGUCCCAUCCAAGUCUUGUAUGUUUGUAAAGCUAAAGAUAUACUUUCAAUAAACUAAUUUCCCCAAAACCUCCCCAAAGUGUAGACCAUACAUAAAAAAAGGGUUGCUUUGGGAAUCCCAUACCAAGCUGUGGCUGAGAGAGGAGUCACACUGGGGCCCUUCUUAAAUAUUGUUCCUAAAGAAAAUUAGGAAAGUGACACAGU